AUGCAUUUGGAGUCAAAAAACAAAGUUAUUCUUAUAGUUACUGACAGUGCUGCAAAUAACAUUGGUGCAUUUCAAGGUAUGAUCAUUCCUGGUUUUGAGAAAUACUUUAUUGAAGAUGAUAAUGAUGAAAUAAAUGAUGAAGAUGAUAGUAAAUCAGAUAUGAAUAAUGGAGAAAUUAGUGAUGAAUAUGAAUAUCCAUCAGAUUUUUCGUCAACAACAAUCAGCUCAUCAACAUCUAUUGGUUUAACACUUAAUGAUCUUAUUCAAGAAUCACUUAAUAGAUUGAUGGAAAACAACGAAAAAAUGUUUCUUCAAUUGCAAAAACUUGUUCAUACCAGCACAAAAUUUGCAGAAAAAUUAGAUUUAAUGAAAUUAUCUAUUCCUCGUGCUGUAAUCACGCGAUGGAAUUCUCAAUUCAUGUGUGUAGAACGAAUUCUUUCUAUACCAUCUAUUGAAUUAAAUGAAGUAUUGGCUCAAUUAAAACACAAAAAUUUGUGUUUGAGUACACGUGAUUUAUCUAUGCUACAAGAGUUUGUUGCCUUAUUAUCGUUAUUUGCUGAAGCAACAACAGCCACACAACGACAAAAUUCUCCAUCUAUAUCGUUCGUGACAUCAAGUGUCUUAGCUAUUUAUUUUGAUUUAAUCGAUGAAAAGAAGAAUAUACAAUAUGCAACAGCAUUAUGUGAUGCUUUAUUAUCUCCAUUAUUAUUAAAAUUUGGUGGUUUACUUGAACAAAUGGAAGUUGAUCUUAAUGAACUUAAUAUUAAUUUUCAAAUGAACAAAAAGUUUUAUGAUCCUUAUAAAGAUUCUGUUUUUUUUCUUCAUUCCUCAAUGGAAUGUUUAAAAUUCGUUGGAUUACUGAAUCUUUACUUCCUGAUUCAACAAAAGAACGACUAUGUGAAAAAAUUAAAAAAUUGGUAUUUGAUCAUUGUUUUCUUAUUGAAUAUGAACAUCGUGCUUAAACUGUUCCAGUUGAUACAAAUUUAA
Molecule: messenger RNA, 987 nt
Organism: Rotaria sp. Silwood2
Lineage: Eukaryota; Metazoa; Rotifera; Eurotatoria; Philodinida; Philodinidae
Source: the annotation of a GenBank genome assembly